Molecule: messenger RNA, 2089 nt
Organism: Lethenteron reissneri (Far Eastern brook lamprey)
Lineage: Eukaryota; Metazoa; Chordata; Hyperoartia; Petromyzontiformes; Petromyzontidae
Product: C-type lectin domain family 18 member A-like
Source: RefSeq, a predicted model, not a curated record
CUCUGUGCGCAACGCGAAUAGCAAGGUCACGCGCGCAAUGAGGCAUUGGCCUCUGUCAAAAUUAAUUCUUCUAGAGCGUCCACCUCCUGCCCAUCCUCGUCGUCCUCCUCCCUCCUCGUCGUCGUUGUCGUCGUCAUCCUCCUCCGCAUGACCCUCCCUCCUCCUCUCCCUCCUCCUCUCCCUCCUCGUCAUCUCGCGACCCGUCGGUCGAUUCGGAGAGGCGGCGAGCACCGGUCUCUAGCAACGCGGCGAGGAGUUUCGUCUCGGCGGCUUUGUGCGGAGUCGAUACCGCGCGGACGGACGGCGACGGCACUGCGAGUGGAGAGGAACGAGUGGAAGACCGAUCGAGCGAGCGAGCCGAGCCGAGCCGAGAGUGCUCGUUACAUUGGACGAACGGGCGGUACGCACGAGAAGGGCGCUCGUGAAUUCUCCAUCGUCGUCCGCGUGGCCGUGGCAGCCGAAGCUCGCGGUCGACACGCACAACACAGACGCGCGGCUUCCGUGUCGAGCGGCGGAGGAAUCCGUGUUCACGUUCCCGUCGCCCUCCCUCCGUGGGUGAAAUGAGCAGGAGACGAGGAUUAGUGUUGCUGCUGCUGCUGGUGUUGAUGAUGAUGACGGUGAGUGCGCACGCGAUAAGCGUGGCGCUCACCAACCUAAAGCGUGACUCUCAGCUACUCGUGAUCAAGAACAAGACGCCAGCAGGCUCCGUGUCCAAGGAGGCGUUCGCCCUCGAAUCCCUCCACAACAAACUCCGCGCCACGGUUCAACCCCCGGCAGCGAACAUGGAAAAGAUGGAGUGGGACGAAUCCUUGGCUCAAGCCGCCCACGAGUGGGCGGCAGUCGCUUGCGAUAAUCCCCGAGCGGCAGAUGAACCGGGGAUUCAGGGGACCGGAGCAGCUGGAAGAGGUGGAGGCCACCAACGCCUCGGGGUGAACCUGCAUCGCGCGCCGCACGGGGCGACAUCGUUCGCCGGCGUCCUCGCCUCGUGGUUCUCGGAGGGGCAGAACUACGACUACGCGCGGGCAGGGUGCGCGCACAACCGCACGUGCCGCCACUACACGCAGAUGGUGUGGGCCUCGGCGAGUCGCGUGGGCUGCGCCAAGCGCUGGUGCCGGGACCCAGGGAGCCGCGUGGAGGCGUUUGCGUGCGUCUACCUGCCCGGAGGAAACUGGCUUCUGGACGGCAAGACGAUCGCUCCCUACAAGGCGGGAGACUGGUGCUCGCUCUGCACCUCCGUCAAGUCCGGCUGCUUCAAGCACCAGGGCGCAGGUGGCCUGUGCGAGGUGCCGCAGAACCGCUGCCGGAUGAACUGCGGGCGCCACGGCCACCUGGACUCGUCGAGCUGCAGGUGCAGCUGUGCGUCCGGCUUCUCUGGGAAAUACUGCCAGGUGAAGUGCUCCUACCCGUGCGUGCACGGACGGUACAGGGAGGAGGAGUGCUCGUGCGUCUGUGACCUGGGCUACGGAGGGCUCACCUGUGCAGAGCGAGCGGAGUUCCCGUACCACAGCUGCGCGCUGCGUGUGGAGGACGACUGCCUCUCCGUAUCGGACGACAGCGAGACGUUCUACACGGCGCGCAACCAGUGCCAGGGACGAGGUGGGACCCUGGUGCAGAUCGAGAGCCAGCGGGAGCAGGACCUCCUUUCCUUCUACCUGCUCAGGGCCACCGACAGCAACGACGUCACGGGCCUGGAGCCCGAGUCUAACAGCUUCUGGAUAGGUCUCACCUACAAGGUGUCUAAAGGCGUCUUCCGCUGGGACGACGGGAGAGCCGUCAACUUCAGCAGCUUCGCCUUGGGACAGCCGGACAGCCACGGGUUCGGCAACUGUGUGGUGAUGCACGCCGAGUCUGGCUUCAAUUGGAACGACCGCCCCUGCCGCUCCCGCAACAGAUUCAUCUGCCAGUUUGGAAAGAAACACAGGAUACACUGGAGCUACAGACCCUGAGCUCGGACGAAACCGUCUGGGUCAUCCGCUGGGCGCGAGCGCGAGCCGCGUCUUGCGCACACGCACAAGACCAAACAACAACAAAAAACGUUUAGCCUCGACAAACUUUUGAGUCAAGUGCCGUUAGCGAGCACCUGGCACUG